GACAAAUACAAAACAGGGGUCUGUGUAAGAUCUCAUUGCAUUCACUUCCGCUUUGAACUGUUGGACAGCAAGGAGUUGUUACUUAGAGGAUUAAUAAAUGUGUCAAUUCCCACUGAAAUCAACAUUUUUAUUUAAAAACAAAAUUCAGCUAAAUGUGAAAGCACUUCAACAAGCUGAAUUGUUUUAAUGGACUGAAGAAUCCCUUUAAUAGCUAUUGAAGUGGGAUAAUCAAAUUAUACAUUCAAAUGAGAAUUCUGAGAUUGGGACCGGUUACAUGGCUUCUUUGUUUCAGACAACAAGUUGAGGGACAUGGGGAUGGCUAGAUACAAUAAAAUGUAGUAUCCGUAGAAAUCUGUCUAAUCUUGGAAGUCCGUGUUAAGCUGCAAGUGCAAUGGGUGCAUUAACCCGUUCUAACAGCCUAUCAUUGCUGUCCAAGGUUGAAUGGAUAAUGAAGAAUGAUUGAUUGCUGUCCAAGGUUGAAUGGAUAAUGAAGAAUGAUUGAUUGCUGUCCAAGGUAGAAUGGAUAAUGAAGAAUGAUUGAUUGCUGUCCAAGGUUGAAUGGAUAAUGAAGAAGGGACAUUUCUGCGUUAUGAUGUCAGCAACUGAGCAGUCGGGCUUGGCUACCAAAAGUACAGUUUUUUUUACCAAACCGCAUGAAAAUUGUAAUACCAAGGAUUACACAUAAGGCUCCUUAAAUGUUAACCACUACAAAAAGUUGUACCUGGUAUUAUUAACAUGAAUACCAGUUCUUUGCCCUAUAGUUUUAUUUGAUAGCCCAAUACUAUGUUUUAAUUGAUACAAAAUUAAUUUGUACAUUUAUGAGCUGACAUAGCACACAGCAUCACCCAGGUCAAUUUAUUGUGUGAUAACGAGCAAGUACAUUUGUUUGACUGGACAUUACGCAUUAUAUUAUAUUACCUCUAUAAUAAUGAUAUAGUUUUCAUUCUGUUGAUUUAUAACAUUUUUUUUUUUGCUUUUACCAGAUACCUCGAUGACGAGUGCUAGGCCUGCAGGAUUCCACAUGGAGAAUUAUUAUGAAGAUUGUAUAGCUAACAGUAAAUCUGUUAUUCAUCAAACAGGACACAGCCCAGAUAGAAGACAGCAGAAUAAACCCAUGGAGAUUAUGACUGAGGAAUCAGCCUUACAUCUGAAUGCAAAUUUAACCGACAUUGGUAUGAAUACACAGGCAGGGCAUCAACAGCUAAAGGAUAGAUCAAAUCAAAUUAAAGGGGAACUUGUUUCUGGUAAAGAAGGAAAUCUCACAGGCACUGAUACUUUUAUACGCAUAGAAUAUACACAAACCAAAUAUCCAUAUACUCAUAUUAAGGAGGAAUCAGCUUUGUGUGAAGACAGAAAACUAGCAGAUACUAACAUUUAUACACCCACAGCUCCUGCACAGACCACAGCUCCUGCUACACAUAUUAAGGAGGAAUUAGCCUCCUGUAAAGAAGGAAAUCUCACAGACACUGAUGUUUGCAUGCCCACAAUCAGUACACAGACAAAAUACUCAUCUGCUCAUUUUAAGGUGGAAUCAGCUUUGUGUGAACAAGAAAACCUCUCAGACGUUUGUACAAACACAGAACGUACACAGAUGGAACAUCCAUCUAACCCUAUUAAGGAGGAAUCAACCUCAUGUGGACAUGGGGAAAUCACAGACACUGACAUUUACACACAGGCAGAAUAUACUUCUGUUCUUAUUAAGGAGGAAUCUGUCUCAUAUAAAGAAGGCAAUCUCACAGACACUGACAUUUACACACCAACAGAACAGACAGGACAUCCAUCUACUCCUAUUUACCAUGAAUUAUCCACCAGGAAGGAAGGACCUUUAACCAACACCAACCUUUACAGACUAGAAAAGCCUAUUCAAACAGAAAAUACAUUUAAUAAUGCAGAACACCACAAAAUGUGGAUUAAUACACCUAACAUAAAUGAGGAUUCAUCUCUAGUUUACAUAAAUCUUCACAGAAAGUCACCUACUCUGUGUCCACAAGAUCUGUGCGGAUCUGAUACCUUGUGUAAUUGCUUAGACUGUCAGAGAUGUUUUAUCACUAACUCAGAUUAUGUUAAAUACCAGACUGUUUCUCAUCAGCAGCAGCCUGGAGAUAUUUCAUAUCCAUGUUAUGAAUGUGGAAAAUGUUUUAGCCAAAAGUCUUAUCUCAUUACACACCAGAAGAUUCAUACAGAAGAGAAACCAUUUUCAUGUUCUAUAUGUGGCAAAUCAUUUGUCUAUAAGAGUUAUUUGAAAAAGCAUCUCCGAUUUCAUAUAGGAAACAAGCCAUUUUCAUGUUCUGAAUGUGGUAAAGAAUUCUAUUUUAAAGCACAUCUUGUUUCCCAUCAGAGGAUUCACACUGGAGAGAAGCCAUUUUCGUGUUCUGAAUGUGGGAAAAGCUUUAAUCGGGACUCAAAUCUUCUUAGGCAUCAGAGAAUUCACACUGGGGAGAAACCAUUCUUGUGUACACUCUGCAGGAAAUGUUUUAGCCGUGAUGCUUAUCUGGUUUCCCAUCAGAGGACUCACAUGAAAGAAAAGAGAUUUUGUUGUACUGUAUGCGACACAUGGUUUGUACAUAAAAACCAGCUCAUUACUCAUCUGAAAAUUCACAUGUGA
This is a messenger RNA of Pelobates cultripes (western spadefoot toad), 2605 nucleotides long. NCBI's taxonomy places the organism in Eukaryota, Metazoa, Chordata, Amphibia, Anura, Pelobatidae. The record is from the annotation of a GenBank genome assembly.